Messenger RNA from Aspergillus steynii IBT 23096, 774 nucleotides. RefSeq names its product tyrosine-protein phosphatase. Gene Ontology annotation, biological process: dephosphorylation. NCBI's taxonomy places the organism in Eukaryota, Fungi, Ascomycota, Eurotiomycetes, Eurotiales, Aspergillaceae. Gene Ontology annotation, molecular function: phosphoprotein phosphatase activity. The transcript has 3 exons. The record is from RefSeq and is a predicted model, not a curated record. The coding region runs from base 1 to 774 and encodes 257 amino acids.
AUGAAACCAACCCUCAUCCUCAAACUUGACCUCCUCCUCCCGACCAAACUCCUCGACCAUCCACCCCCCACCCCAUCUCGCCUCCUCACCGUCCCCGGGGUGCACAACAUCCGAGACCUCGGCGGUCUACCAACCCGUCAUGGGCGCAUAAAGCACUCAAAGCUCUUCCGCAGCGCCCAGCCAGGAAGCAUCACCCCCGCCGGAGCAGAUGUCUUGCGCAAACUCGGUAUCUCGACUAUCUUCGACCUCCGAUCCACAGGGGAGAGCGAUACGCAUGAUUCCUCGAUGAGGGUGACGGAGGUCGCGGGGAUAAGGAGGGUCGCAGCGCCUGUGUUUUCAUCUCGGGGUGUCGCUCAGGGUGCAGGCAAGAGCACGAAGUCGAGGUGUGAGAGUUAUGCGAUGGGGGAGAUUGGCUUCAGAAAAGAAUACCGCGACAUCCUAACCGCCGGCGGGGACGCGUUCCGUCCUAUCCUGCUCCAUCUCCGCGAUGGCUACUCGGGCUGCUUGUUCCACUGUACCCUGGGGCGAGACAGGACGGGGAUCCUGGCGGCCGUGAUAUUGACUCUUGUGGGCGUGGACGAUGCGACGAUUGAGAUGGAUUACUGUCUGUCGGAACAGGGUCUGAAGGACUGGAGACCUGCGUUGGAGGGGAUUCUGUGGAGGAAGGAGCCGGGGGUGUUUGGGGUGGAGGAGGUGAGGAAUAUUUUUAGUGUUAGUGCUGAUCAGGUUCAGGGAAUCGAGUCUGAGAGCGACGUUGGAGUUUAUGAGGUGUAG